ACGUACACGAUGCUGUCCAUGGUUGCAGUUUAGGGCGCCCUGCCGCGGUGCCGCCGGUCGACCUACCGCCGGUGACUGAGCGUGGAGGUGGCCGCCGGACGGCCGGAGCGACUCAAUUUGGCGAGCACCAUCCAGCAGGAGCGGGCACAAGCCAUCAAGCCCCACGCCGGCCACGCGACCAAGCCCUAGGCGAGCAAACGCCGGCCGGAAACGGCCAGGCUGCGGGCGAACGGCGGCGAUCCGAUCAUCCGGCGUUGGCACAACCAUCAACUACUCCAAUUGCUCCCAGGCAGCUGCAAAACUGACGGCACCAUGAAUCAGAGAAGAAUUGAUCUAGUUUUCAAAAGAAAAAGAGACGAGGCAAAUGAAGUUGAGGAAGACCAGUCUGUACUAGCUGAUCAUCCAUUACCUUUGCUUGAAUUACAACAUCCGGCACCACACAAUCAAGAUGAAAAUCAGUCAAAUGAAGCUGUUAUGUUUGAAGGUAUUGAUUUCUUGCAGAGAGACCCAGGAUUACGCCCGCAGAUUUGGCAGUAUCCACCGGACCAGAGAGAUGCUGUCCGCCGAGCAUAUCUGAUGUUGGGUCCUAUGCAACCCCGUCUAGAACACUAUGAGCCUUCAGGUGAAAAGGGGCAUCAACGCCGCUUCAAGUACAAUUGGUUUAGUCAAUUUCCCUCAUGGCUAGAGUACUCACAGGACAAACAUCGUGCAUAUUGUUUGUUUUGCUUUGUCUCUGCCAAAAAGGAAAACACACGAGGUGGUUCUCAUGUCUUUACAGUUAAUGGAUUUGAUAGCUGGAAGAGGGUUAAUUGUGGGAAGCAUUGUGCAUUUUUAACACACAUAGGUUCUGGACCAUGCUCAUCACACCACAACGCAGCCGCAGAUUGUCAAGCUUUACUGAAUCAACCAUGCCACAUUGAAAAUGUCAUUGUGGUGAAGGACAAGGAGAAAGUAGAAAGAAACCGUUUGCGGCUGAAAGUCUCAAUUGCAGCUGUUAAGUGGCUCACCUUCCAAGCGUGUGCUUUUAGAGGGCAUGAUGAGAGACCCCAGUCAAAGAAUAAAGGAAACUUUCUUGAAAUAGUGGAUCUUCUUGCAGAAUUUAACCCCGAGAUUGCCAAAGUGGUGGGGGGGAAUGCUCCGUAUAAUUCAAAAUACACAUCGCCCAAAAUCCAGAAAGAGCUCUUGAGUAUGUUUGCAUGUAAAAUCAGGAAGCAUAUCCGAGCUGAAAUCGGGGAUUCUAAGUUUUCCAUUUUAGUGGAUGAGACAUGUGAUGUAGCAAAGAGAGAGCAAAUGGCCCUAGUUCUCAGAUUUGUUGAUAAAGGUGGUAUUCUGCAAGAGAGGUUCUUUGACUUGAUACAUGUAGCAAACACAAAGUCUUUGACACUUAAAGAUGAAUUGUUCGCUGUUUUAUCAACACAUGGUUUUGACAUUCAGAAUCUUCGAGGACAAGGUUAUGACGGGGCCAGCAACAUGAGAGGUGACUUGAAUGGACUGUAAGCUCUUUUCCUCCAAGAAUGCCCAUAUGCCUAUUAUGUUCAUUGUUAUGCCCACCGCUUGCAACUUGCUCUAGUUGAUGCUUCCAAAGAAGUUGUUUCUGUCUCUCAGUUUUUUCAGAAAUUAGUCUUCAUCAUAAACACCGUUGACUCCUCUUCAAAGCGCCAUGACGAGCUCCAUAAAGCCCAACUAGAUGAACUAGAAAUUGCAAUUGCUAAUGCUAGCGUCGAGACAGGUCAAGGGGCAAACCAGAUCCGCUCACUCAAGCGACCAGGAGACACAAGGUGGGGUUCUCAUUUUGGUUCAGUUUACAGCCUGAUGGAGAUGUUUGGUGUUGUUUACUCUAUUGUCCAAGAUAUUGCUGCUGAUCGAUCAAUGGGUUCACUUCGUGGAGAUGCAGACACUUGUUUCAGCUACAUGUCCUCUUAUGAGUUCGUAUUUACCUUAUGUUUGAUGAAGGAAAUAUUUGAGAUAACAGAAUUGCUUGGCCAAGCUUUACAGAAAAAGUCACAGGACAUUGUGAAUGCUAUUCGUCUAGUGUCUUCAACAAAAGAGUGUCUUCAACAGUUGAGAUCAGAUGAUGGCUAUGAAGAAUUUAUUACCAUGGUUGUUGAAUUUUGUGGAAAGCAUUCCGUUGAGAUUCCUAACUUCGAAGAAAUUUACAUCAUGCGGGGUGGUCGUGCACGCAAUCAGCCUGAUCAGCUCACCAAGGAGCAUUACUUUCGUGUGGAACUAUUUCGGGCAACAUUGGAUACUCAACUAUUUGAAAUAAACCGCAGGUUCAAUGAGAAGGUAAUGGAUCUUUUAUCUACUAGUGCUACUUUGAUUCCUAGAAACAAAUUUAGAGGAUUCAAAGCCAGUGAUAUAUGUGAGAUGGUGAAAAAGUACUACCCAGCAGAUUUCACCCAACAAGAUAUUUAUGGAUUGCAACUUCAACUAAAACAUUUUGUUUCGGAUGCUUCCAAGGAUGAAGAGUUGAAAAACAAAUCAACCUUAAUCAGUCUUUGUCAAUGCCUUGUGGAGACAGGAAGACAUGCUGUCUUUAAUUUGGUUGAAAGGUUACUCCGAUUGCUCAUUACUCUUCCAGUUUCAACAGCGAGUGCGGAACGUGCCUUUUCUAGUAUGAAGAUCAUCAAAACAAGGUUGCGCAAUAAGAUGGAAGACGACUAUCUUGCAAAUAGUCUGUUAGUGAAUAUAGAGGGUGAAAUUUUGGAGACCUACAGCUAUGAAGAUGUCAUUGAAGAUUUUAAGAAAAAGAAUCGGAAAGCAGAUCUGUAGUUAUGCAACUCCAUGUGACCAUGUGUCCAUACCUUAUGACCAAGCUGAACCUUAGAAAUUUGGCCUGCUUUAUUUUGUUUUGGGGUACUUCUCAUAUAUAUAUGAUCUGAUGGGUCAAAUGUAUGCAGUAUAUUGACUAAUUCCUAGUUGCCUACAAAUCAACAAAUGUAUAUGGCUUAGAUUUAUAAUUCUUUGUGUUUUUCUUUA
This is a messenger RNA of Lolium perenne, 2979 nucleotides long. The record is from RefSeq and is a predicted model, not a curated record. Lineage: Eukaryota; Viridiplantae; Streptophyta; Magnoliopsida; Poales; Poaceae.